AUGAAGCUGAUCCAAACCCGCUGGGGCCGCACACUGGGUUUGACCUCAGAGCAGACUGUCUGCCCAGAAGGAGGAGGAAACACAGAGCGGAACUUUCCCCCGCUGGUGGGAGUCAGGAGCAGCUCUGACACAGACGUGAUGGCGACAGCUGGAGCACGACUUCACAGACUUCAGGAGAUCAUGUCCCCUUGCAGGAUCAAAGAUCAGACUUCUGAGUCUGAGCCUGAGCCUGAGCCUGAGCCUGAGCCUGAAUCUGAGCCUGAGCCUGAGUCUGAGUCUGAGUCUGAGCCUGAGUCUCAGUCUGAACCUGAGUCUGAGUCUGAACCUGAGUGUGUGUCUGAGCCUGAGCCUGAGUCUCAGUCUGAGCCUGAGUCUGAGUCUGACCCUGAGUCUCAGUCUGAGUCUAAACCUGAGUCUGUGUCUGAGGCUGAGCCUGAGUCUGAGUCUGAAUCUGAGUCUGUGUCUGAGCCUGAGCCUGAGUCUCAGUCUGAGCCUGAGUCUGAGUCUGACCCUGAGUCUCAGUCUGAGUCUGAACCUGAGUCUGAGCCUGAGCCUGAGUCUGAGCCUGAAUCUGAGCCUGAGUCUGAGCCUGAGGCUGAACCUGAGUCUGAACCCGAGUCUGAAACUGAGUCUGAACCUGAGUCUGAGUCUGAACCUGAGUUUGUGUCUGAGCCUGAGUCUGAGCCUGAGCCUGAGCCUGAGCCUGAGUCUGAGCCUGAACCUGAGUCUGAGCCUGAGCCUGAGUCUGAGCCUGAGUCUGAGUCUGAGUCUGAGCCUGAGUCUCAGUCUGAACCUGAGUCUGAGUCUGAACCUGAGUGUGUGUCUGAGCCUGAGUCUGAGCCUGAGCCUGAGUCUGAGCCUGAGUCUGAGUCUGAGUCUGAGUCUGAGCCUGAGUCUCAGUCUGAACCUGAGUCUGUGUCUGAGCCUGAGCCUGAGUCUCAGUCUGAGCCUGAGUCUGAGUCUGACCCUGAGUCUCAGUCUGAGUCUGAACCUGAGUCUGUGUCUGAGGCUGAGCCUGAGUCUGAGUCUGAAUCUGAGUCUGUGUCUGAGCCUGAGCCUGAGUCUCAGUCUGAGCCUGAGUCUGAGUCUGACCCUGAGUCUCAGUCUGAGUCUGAACCUGAGUCUGAGCCUGAGCCUGAGUCUGAGCCUGAGGCUGAACCUGAGUCUGAACCCGAGUCUGAAACUGAGUCUGCACCUGAGUCUGUGUCUGAGUCUGAACCCGAGUAUGAAACUAAGUCUGAGCCUGAACCUGAGUCUGAGUCUGAACCUGAGUCUGAACCUCGGUCUGCAUCUGAGGCUGUUUCUGAACCUGAGUCUGAGUCAAAGCCUGAGUCUAAAUCUGAGUCUGAGUCUGAAUCUGAACCUGAGUCUGAGUCUGAGUAUGAACCUGAGUCUGAACCUGAACCUGAGUCUGAAGGCGUCAGAGUCUGA
Thalassophryne amazonica is the source of this 1431-nucleotide messenger RNA. RefSeq names its product retinitis pigmentosa 1-like 1 protein. Bases 1 to 1431 code for a protein of 476 amino acids. The transcript has 4 exons. Lineage: Eukaryota; Metazoa; Chordata; Actinopteri; Batrachoidiformes; Batrachoididae. The record is from RefSeq and is a predicted model, not a curated record.